GCCACUGACAAAAACUAAUUCGCACGUCUCUGUCUCUCUGUAAUCGCCGGAGAUGGAGAGCCUCGCACUUCACUCUCUCUCCACAACCGCCACUUCCGCUUCACUCUCCCACCACCCCUCCCGCCUCUCUCUCCUCCGCCGCAUCUCAUCGAGAUCUCCGCCUUCCUCCAUCUCCCUCCGAUCUCCCUCCUUCCAGCCUCUCGCCUUCCCUCUCCUCAAACCAAUCCAUCGCCUCUCCACACGAAUCUCCGGAGCACCCUCCUCCCCUCCUCCUCCUCCGUCUCCUUCUUCCUCUCAACCGCCACCGCCGCAAGGAGCAAAACUAGUCCCUCUAAUCCUCUCCCUCUCCGUAGGCCUCCUCCUCCGCUUCGCCGUCUCCGUCCCCGAAGGAGUCACCCCGCAAGGCUGGCAACUCCUCUCCAUCUUCCUCUCAACAAUCGCAGGCCUCGUCCUAAGCCCUCUCCCCGUAGGAGCAUGGGCCUUCAUAGGCCUAACGGCCUCCAUCGUCACCAAAACGCUGUCGUUCUCAGCGGCUUUCUCGGCAUUCACGAGCGAGGUCAUCUGGCUCAUCGUCAUCUCCUUCUUCUUCGCUCGCGGGUUCGUUAAAACGGGUCUGGGAGAUAGGAUCGCUACUUACUUUGUGAAGUGGCUUGGGAAGAGCACUUUGGGUUUGUCUUAUGGGCUUACGAUUAGUGAGGCCUUGAUUGCUCCCGCCAUGCCGAGUACCACGGCUAGAGCUGGUGGCAUUUUUUUGCCGAUUAUUAAGUCGUUGUCGCUGUCGGCUGGGAGUAGACCUGGUGAUGCUUCUUCCAGGAAACUUGGGGCGUAUCUGAUCCAAAACCAGUUCCAGUGUGCUGGAAACUCUAGUGCUCUUUUCUUGACUGCAGCAGCUCAAAACUUGCUGUGCCUCAAGUUAGCCGAGGAGCUUGGAGUAGUGAUUGCAAACCCGUGGGUUUCUUGGUUUAAGGCAGCUAGUCUACCUGCAAUCAUAUCACUUCUCUGUACUCCACUAAUCCUCUAUAAGCUUUAUCCUCCAGAGACCAAGGACACACCUGAUGCUCCUGGUAUUGCUGCAUUGAAACUCAAACAGAUGGGCCCUGUUACUAAAAACGAAUGGAUCAUGGUCGGUACAAUGCUUCUUGCCGUCACUCUUUGGAUUUGCGGAGAGACUCUGGGAAUACCAAGUGUUGUAGCUGCAAUGAUUGGUCUUUCCAUACUUCUUCUCCUUGGUGUACUCAACUGGGACGAUUGCCUUAGCGAAAAAUCAGCAUGGGACACAUUAGCUUGGUUUGCUGUCUUGGUGGGGAUGGCGGGACAGCUCACGAACCUCGGUGUUGUGUCGUGGAUGUCUGAUUGUGUAGCCAAAGUUUUACAGUCUCUCUCCUUGAGCUGGCCUGCUGCGUUUGGUCUUUUACAAGCAGCUUACUUCUUCAUUCACUACCUUUUCGCGAGCCAGACUGGUCACGUUGGAGCUCUCUUCUCAGCUUUCUUGGCUAUGAAUAUAGCAGCAGGUGUUCCAGGCAUAUUAGCUGCACUUGCUUUAGCGUAUAACACGAAUCUUUUUGGUGCUUUGACUCAUUACAGUAGUGGCCAAGCCGCUGUCUACUAUGGAGCGGGUUAUGUUGAUCUACCUGAUGUAUUCAAGAUUGGGUUCGUGAUGGCUACCAUUAAUGCGAUCAUCUGGGGAGUAGUUGGAACUUUCUGGUGGAAGUUCUUGGGUCUCUAUUAAGAACUAUUAUUGAUAUCAACAGAAGCUGCUUGUAACGAUUUGAUCAUUUGUUUUCGAGGGUGUUUUUUUUCAUGAAAAACACGUUAACCCUCCAGUUUUUUUUUUUGUCAAUAACCCUCCAGUUAAUUCUCUAUCACUUUCAUUUUGUUAGUACCGUAACAAUCAAGAAACUACUAAAACAAUGAUA
Eruca vesicaria subsp. sativa (arugula) is the source of this 1916-nucleotide messenger RNA. The record is from the annotation of a GenBank genome assembly. Lineage: Eukaryota; Viridiplantae; Streptophyta; Magnoliopsida; Brassicales; Brassicaceae.